ACUCGCCCGACCCGGAAUACAUCUUCAAUUUGCUGUGGUAAAUUUUAAGCUAAAACAAGUGAAAAAGUAAGCAUAAUCAGGUAAAAUUGAAAGGUUUCUUUGUUCCGUGUUGUGGUCGGAAUGGAGGAAUCCAGCCUAAUGAAGAUGAAAGUGUUUACUCCAAUAAUAAAGCCAGAAGAGCUAACAAUAUCCGACUCUGUGGCUACGGAAGGGGAAUCUCCGCUCGCUAGCAGCAAUCGGUGCUCUGAUGAACCGACUGUAAUGAACGGCCCAACUGAUGUGAAACAAAAACUUGUGACGACUCAUAAAUGUCUGAUUUGCAAUAAAACAUUCCCAAGUAGUUUUCAUCUCGAGAAACAUAUGCAUACGCACAGCGAUGCACGAGCCUUCAAAUGCGACAUCUGUGACGCAUCGUACAAGAGACGUGGUUUUCUUAAAAACCAUAUGAAGAUCCACAAGGUCGAGUCCUCUUUACGCGACACAGAAGGUUACUCCUGCGACAUAUGUGGCAAGCAGUACAAACAAACUGGUUCACUUCAGUCACAUAUGAAGCUUCACCAGAGUACCACUGUGAGGCCUAAGUUUAAAACCCGAAACAGAAAGCAGUACGAGUGUACGAUUUGUGGAAAAGGAAAUCCGAGCAGAGCAUUGCUCACACAGCACAUGGUUAGUCAUACCGAAGAACGACCUUUUAAUUGCGAUAUUUGCGGUUCAUCAUUCAAGUCAGCUCUAGAUGUGAGAACCCAUAAGAGAAGACACUCCUCCGAGAGACCGUAUAAAUGCGAAAUUUGCGGAAAAGGGUUUCUUGUUCCUUCCAAGCUAAUGCGACACUUGAUGUGUCAUACUAAUGAACGGCCUUUCAAGUGCGAUAUUUGCGGUCUAUCGUUGAGGUCAGAAAAUAAUCUAAGAAAUCAUAAACUAACUCAUAAUUCAAAGCAAAAUCUUGUGACGCUUGUGGCUACUCGCUCUGAAGUACAACUUUACAAUUGCGAUAUUUGUGGUUCAUCGUAUAAAACAGCUAUAAAUUUGAGGAAACAUAAGGAAAAGCAUUCCUCGGAGAGCCCGCAUGAAUGCGAAAUUUGUGACAAAAAAUUUUUGAAUGCCUACAGACUAAGGUCGCACAUGCUUCGCCACACUAAUGAACGGCCUUUUAAAUGCAAUAUUUGCAGUUCGUCAUUCAAGACCAUUUACCAUCUACAAUCUCAUGAAAGAACGCACAGUUCUGAGCGCGUUGUUCAUUCGGAAGAACGACCUUUCAAAUGUGAUAUUUGCGGUAAUACAUACCUAACAAGUACUGCGUUAAGGGUGCACGAGACAAAGCACCUCAGGCACAAUUUAUUCAAAAAGAAGAAUUCACCAGCGAACACUGUUUCAGAUGGAUUCGUCACUUAAAUUUUUUUAGGAUGAAACUAAUGUAAGAGGAUUUGUUUAUUGUGUGAAUUUUACAUCCAACAUUGAUUGCUUAAAAAAAUAUAUUUCGGAAGGACUUCAUACAACAUUUUUUUUUUUUGCUGUUAGAUUUAGUUUAAGAGAAAUACUUGUCUGGUGUUCGUGGUCGGGAAGUGUGACCGUUUACCAUUUGAAGCCGUUUCCCGUUGAAGUCCUGCUGACUGAAGAGAAGCAUAGUAGUUCGUGCCAGCAUCCCUGGCAUUGUCGCUUGGGCCACCGGGAUGCGAAGGCCAAACAAUCCCUAUAUAUUAUCUACGUCGUUUUUCCUCAUGUAUUUGUCAGCCAGUACCCUUUGUUUUCCAUUCCUUCUUUAGUUCUUUCUUCCCAAAUGAAACCUUUGCUCAAUAAACAAGUGGUAAGUUAUGCUUUUUGAA
Wyeomyia smithii (pitcher-plant mosquito) is the source of this 1823-nucleotide messenger RNA. RefSeq names its product zinc finger protein 728-like. Gene Ontology annotation, biological process: regulation of transcription by RNA polymerase II. Gene Ontology annotation, cellular component: nucleus. The transcript has 2 exons. The coding region runs from base 121 to 1392 and encodes 423 amino acids. The record is from RefSeq and is a predicted model, not a curated record. NCBI's taxonomy places the organism in Eukaryota, Metazoa, Arthropoda, Insecta, Diptera, Culicidae. Gene Ontology annotation, molecular function: RNA polymerase II cis-regulatory region sequence-specific DNA binding; DNA-binding transcription factor activity, RNA polymerase II-specific.